Molecule: messenger RNA, 1112 nt
Organism: Calypte anna (Anna's hummingbird)
Lineage: Eukaryota; Metazoa; Chordata; Aves; Apodiformes; Trochilidae
Gene: PPIC
Product: peptidylprolyl isomerase C
Exons: 5
Coding region: 64-693 (209 amino acids)
Biological process (GO): protein peptidyl-prolyl isomerization; protein folding
Cellular component (GO): intracellular membrane-bounded organelle
Molecular function (GO): peptidyl-prolyl cis-trans isomerase activity
Source: RefSeq, a predicted model, not a curated record
CACACGGCGCGGGAGGAGCCGGCUGGCGGCGGGCGCAGGCGCCGCAGCUCUCUGCUCAGAGCCAUGGGCCGCGGGGGGUCGGCGGCUCUGCUCGGUGCCUUCGCCUUCCUCUGCUUCCUGGCCCCGGCGGCUGAGGGCUUCAAGAAGAGGGGACCCAGCGUGACCGCCAAGGUGUUCUUUGAUGUGAAGAUUGGAGACAAAGAUGUUGGCAGAAUUGUAAUCGGAUUGUUUGGAAAAGUUGUCCCAAAGACUGUGGAGAACUUCAUGGCACUGGCAACUGGGGAAAGAGGAUAUGGAUACAAAGGAAGUAAAUUUCAUCGCGUGAUCAAAGACUUCAUGAUUCAAGGAGGAGACUUUACAGCUGGUGAUGGAUCAGGAGGCAGAAGCAUCUAUGGAGAAAGGUUUCCAGAUGAGAACUUCAAGCUCAAACACUAUGGAAUUGGGUGGGUUAGCAUGGCCAAUUCUGGCCCAGACACCAAUGGAUCCCAGUUCUUCAUUAGUGUGACAAAGCCUUCCUGGUUAGAUGGAAAACAUGUAGUAUUUGGCAAAGUCCUGGAUGGAAUGUCUGUGGUACACUCGAUAGAACUCCAGCAGACAGAUGAACAUGACCAGCCCCUUCAAGACUGUGUGAUUGUGAACAGUGGCAAAAUAGCUGUAAAAGAACCAUUUGUAGUUGAAGUAGAUGACUGGUGAGACCAAGAGUCAGAAUGGAAAGUAAAACAAUCACAUUUCUUUAAGGUCGAUUUUGGACUGAUUUUAACUAUCCAUUGAGUUUUCUCCUCAAAAGAUAAGGCUUUAUUUACACAUUACAUAUUUGCCAAAUACAUAAGACACAAACAUUUCUAUAAUGACAGACCUGUGACUCCUCUAAAUUCAAGACAUAUCCUGCCAAAUUCUAGAUCUUGGAGAAAAUGAAUUAAUGAAAGAUUGUAGAAGUAUUUGUGGUUUUUUAAUGUUUCAAAUACAGUAACUUUGUUGUCUGGAAAUUUUUUCAGUAUUUGUUUCUGCCUUUUCAACUAAAUAUAUUAUUUUCUGUACUAGUACCAGCAUUUUUUAAAAUGGAAAAAAAAACCAAAAGUGUUUUGAACAAAUAAACUUUGUUUUCAAAUAAA